This is a messenger RNA of Wasmannia auropunctata (little fire ant), 1164 nucleotides long. RefSeq lists its product as uncharacterized. The transcript has 6 exons. Bases 139 to 1035 code for a protein of 298 amino acids. Gene Ontology annotation, biological process: mRNA splicing, via spliceosome. Gene Ontology annotation, cellular component: spliceosomal complex. The record is from RefSeq and is a predicted model, not a curated record. Lineage: Eukaryota; Metazoa; Arthropoda; Insecta; Hymenoptera; Formicidae.
CCUCGCGAAUAAUGGAGACUUGUCGGUAACGUCGGUCGAUUGACAGCGACUCUGCGACAACGCGUUAACCUGUCUGUUGUGGUUUUACUUGAUUUUUUUACUCGAGAUAGAAUUUAAUUAAUCAAUUAAUUAACGAAAAUGGGCAGCGGCGAUGAUGAAGCGCCCAACAUCAUCCAGUUUAAGAAGAAGAAGAAAAAAUCUUUAAGGAAACGCGAAGCUCUUUCAGAUGAUAAUGACAGCGAGGGGGAAAAGGUGUCUCUCAGGGAGAAGGUCGAGGAGAUGAAGAUCAUUCAAAAACUACGCGAGAGGCCGGCUGGCGUCGACGUCGUUGGUUUGGCUCUCGGAGAAAGUGUCGCGUCUGAUGUCAUAACGUCGGAUCCCUUUAACAUGAAAACCGGAGGAAUGGUAAAUAUGGCUGCACUGAAGAAUCCAAAACACAAGCCAAACGACGCGUACGAAACUGGCAUUGGAACGCAGUUCAACGCAGAGACUAAUAAACGUGACGAAGAUGAAGAAAUGGUCAAAUACAUAGAGGAAGAAUUGUCAAAGCGCAAGAGUAAGACUAAUAACGAUGCGACGAAUAGCGCGAAUAACGAGAAGGGAUCGUAUUGCUCACCUGAGGAGGCGGCGUUGCGCGCGGUGCCGGAACAUCUGAGACAAAGUUCAGCCAAUCGUAGCGAGGAAAUGCUUUCAAAUCAAAUGCUCUCUGGUAUUCCGGAAGUUGACCUCGGCAUAGAAGCUAAAAUUCGUAACAUCGAAGCUACCGAAGAGGCAAAAUUGAAACUUCUUUGGGACAGACACAGAAAGAAAGAUGGACCCUCGCAGUUUGUUCCUACGAAUAUGGCCGUGAAUUUCGUGCAGCACAACAGAUUUAACAUAGAAGACUCAGAGUUCCAGAAAUCGCAGCAAGAAUCCGGUGACAAGAAAAAAUGCCCCACCAAAGAGGACAUCCGAGGAAAGCGAAAAGACAACGGGGAGAAGGCGACGGACGAUUAUCAUUACGAGAGAUUUAAAAAGCAAUUCAGACGAUUUUAAAUCUGACUGUACUAUUAGCUAAUUAUACUUUUUGAAUACAUCUAACGUUGGCAAUUUCUUACAGCAGAUAUAUAUAUUUUUUAAUUACAAAUCGAAAAAUCAAGAAACAAUGCAAUGUCACGACAGUUA